Dichomitus squalens LYAD-421 SS1 is the source of this 2215-nucleotide messenger RNA. RefSeq names its product Piwi-domain-containing protein. Gene Ontology annotation, molecular function: RNA binding; protein binding. The coding region runs from base 1 to 2190 and encodes 729 amino acids. Lineage: Eukaryota; Fungi; Basidiomycota; Agaricomycetes; Polyporales; Polyporaceae. The transcript is spliced from 20 exons. The record is from RefSeq and is a predicted model, not a curated record.
AUGCAACCGCGGAAUGCAAGCGUCCCGCCCGAUAACAAUACGAAGUCACUCAGCCUCCUCCAGUUGAUCGUUCGCCAAGCGCCCAACAUUAGGCACCAUUUCCCAGCUGAUGCGCGAGCUUUCUAUGACAUCGCAACCGCUAAAUAUCUCGACGUCGGGCUCUCAGUGUGGCGGGGCUAUUUCCAGAGCGUGCGGCCAACACUGGGUCGAUUGCUCAUCAAUAUCGACGUCUCACACGCGCUCUUCUAUGCUCACGGUCCGCUCAUCAAUCUCAUGAUGCAACACCUUGGCGUACAUGAUGUACGAGGGUUGCACAAUCUCCAGCCCCACAGCUUUCGACAGCUCCGGUCGUUCCUUAAGGGCGUCGUCGUCUCAUUCACUGUCGCGCGCGACAUGCGUCCACGCCCCAUAUCUGAUCUCGUGGAUGCAGCUGGUCUUCAGGAAUUUGACAAGGAGAACGAACGGUGUUCUGUUCAGCGCCACUUCGAGACCAAGUAUCAGGUGCCAGUGCAGUACCCUAGGGCGAUGGGCGUGAAGAUAGGGAAGACCGCGAUUUUCCCCGCAGAGUUUUGUGAAGUUCAACCCGGUCAAAUAUACCGGAAGCAGAUUCCCCCUCGUGUUCAGAAGGAGUUCCUGAAUAUUGCGACGCAGAGGCCAGACGUCCGCUUCCGCGCCAUCACUGAGGCUGUCAGACACGAUGAUGUCUUCAAAUAUAGAAGUUCCGAUUACGUGCGAGAAGCUGGGAUGCAAGUCAACGAUCGGCCAGUUGAUCUGAAGGCCAAGGUCCUCGCUCCUCCUCUCAUAAAGUAUGGACAUGGUCACGUUGUGCAAUUGGGGCGGAAAGCUGGCCAUUGGAACCUGAGAGGCUGUCAGCUCUACAAACCCGGCGUGCUGCAGUCUUGGAUGGUUGUCUGUUACUACAACGUGGACCGGGACCAGGUUCAGCACUUUGUGAGGAGACUCAGCGACGCCUUGCGGGGCCUCGGCAUGUCCAUCCCAGAUAAGAUGCCUGAACUCUUACCUGGGAAUGGGAGCAAUCCUACUGCGGUUCUUGAAGAAUAUGGGCGAAAGCUCAAGCCAACACUUGUUCUUUGUAUCAUGCCGGAAAAUUCUGCGGAGACUCGCAGGGCGAUCAAGUAUUGGGGCGAUUGCGCCAGAGGCGUGUCAACGCAAUGCGUGCUGAAAGGGAAAUGGGACCAUGCCAGCGAACAGUAUUAUGCUAAUGUCGCUCUGAAGCAAGCAGUUCCUUGCUACUGCUCGAUCAACUCUCGCAUGGGCGGUAUUAACUCGGUGAUCGAACACCCCGAGGUCGGCGAUUUCCUUAGAACAGCGAUGAUUGUCGGCGCUGACGUUGGGCACCCAGGUCCCGGCAUCACCAAUCGGCCCUCUGUCGCCGGAGUGGUUGCGUCCUUGAACCUAGAGGCGAGCAUCAUGACCUCAUAUAGUUCAGUGCAGCAGCCCCGUCAGGAGAUGAUUGAAGACUUGGAAGAGAUGAUCAUUUCUGCUCUGAAUGACUGGCGCAAGUAUCGCAGAGAGUCUCUGGGUUCAGAGUUCGACCGGCCACCGAGCGUCAUCAUCUUCUACAGAGACGGAGUGAGCGAGGGCGAAUAUGACCGAAUUACUCAAUAUGAAAUCCAUAAGAUUCACAGUGAGCUCUUCACCCUAUGCUUAUUCACAAGAAUGAAAUUGCCUCGGCGCGUGUGGCCUAAAAUUGUCUUCAUCGUUGUAACGAAGAGGCAUCACGUCCGGUUUUUUGCGAAGAACUCAGAGGAUGAGGACCGCUCCGGGAACUGCCCCGCAGGACUUCUCGUUGAUGACAGCAUUACCAAUCCGCAUGUCCCCAACUUCUAUCUCCAGUCACACGCGGGUUUGCUGGGCACAAGCCGGCCCACUCAUUACUCUGUGCUGGCCAACGAGGCACAGCUCGAUAUUGAUUUCAUCCAAAGGCUCACGUUCCACUUGUGCCACACAUAUGCAAGUGCGACGCGGUCAGUUUCCAUCCCCGCUCCUGUCUAUUAUGCCGAUCGCUUGUGUCUGCGGCUUCCCUUCCUCUGUGGGAAUGGUGCAUCCCUGAGCGACACCGCGUCGGACACCACUUCCGGGGAAACCUUCGAUCUCGAAACGUGGAAGCGUGCUGUGGCACUUAGCAAACCAUUUCCCGGGUUCCAGUUGAGGAUGCCCUUCAUUUGAACUGCCUACUGUCUCUCGGUCUUCG